Molecule: messenger RNA, 975 nt
Organism: Lodderomyces margitis
Lineage: Eukaryota; Fungi; Ascomycota; Pichiomycetes; Serinales; Debaryomycetaceae
Gene: VPS51
Product: Vps51p
Exons: 1
Coding region: 1-975 (324 amino acids)
Source: RefSeq, a predicted model, not a curated record
AUGGCCCAAACUCCUGUUCUUUCGUACAAAAAGCCGAGUAAAGACCAAGCAUCCUCAGCAACAUCUACUCCGAGGGCCAGUUUCUCACCAAGUCUAUCAUCAGCAGCGUCCAACAGUGCAUCACCUCAACUACCUCCUCAUACACAACAGCCUAGGAAGAUAUCAUCACGGCGUAAAGCAUUACAAGAGUUUUACCAUUUACAACAAGCACAGUCCAAUCAACAAAAGAACCAACUAGGAGAAGAAAAUGGUGCAACUGAACUGGAUAAACCUACCGACAAGAAAGAGGACAAUUCUAACCAGCGUGAAGUUGAACCUGAUGAAUUGAAAACUGCUGAGGAUGUAGAACAAUUCAUCAAGACGUCAAGCACUAAGGAUAUUCUCAAACUUCGUAACAAAAUACAACUGCAACUCAGUUCAGCGAGUCAAAAAAAGAAAGAGAUUAUUUAUGAUAACUAUUAUGAGCUAAUUAAGCUAAGCAACAUGUUGGGAGACUUGUCUGAGUCUAAAAAGCAGAUUUCAAAUACAUCUUCGGUAAAUGGUUCAGAAAAGAUUGAUUCCUUGAGUGGUUUUAAAAUUUUUAGACAGGCUGAUGAUACUGGUCCAGAGGUUUCCAUUGAUAGUUAUCUCGAUGAUGUGUUGAAUGAUUUAUCCAAGUUUGAUGAAACUACAAUCAAGAAGUUUACUUAUGGUGGGUUCGAUGAUGUUCUUAAUCGAUUGGAGAGAUCCACCGAUCGCGCAGAGUCAAACGCCAGCGUCGUUGGAGUGUACGAUGAAACGGUGGAUAGUAUACCAAAUAAUGCGAAUAACGAAGAAAUCAUUAGUCAGAUAGGCUACAUUUUAGAGUUGCCAAACCGACAAUUGGAAGAACUGGAGAGGGUUGAAGCAGAAUCAAUGAUUGAUAAGAUAAUAGAGUCAACUAAAAGCGAAGCUUUGAGAUUACAAUUAAACACAAUCAAAAGUCGAAUAUAUUAG